Molecule: messenger RNA, 540 nt
Organism: Melozone crissalis (California towhee)
Lineage: Eukaryota; Metazoa; Chordata; Aves; Passeriformes; Passerellidae
Exons: 3
Coding region: 1-540 (179 amino acids)
Source: RefSeq, a predicted model, not a curated record
AUGGUUGGAAAAGUGGGUCCAUCCCAGUCUGUCCCACUGUGUCCUAAUGUGUCCCAGUCUCUCCCAGUCCAUCCCAGCCAGUCCCAGUCUAUCCCAGUCCAUCCCAGUCUGUCCCAGUCUGUCCCACUGUGUCCUAAUGUGUCCCAGUCUCUCCCAGUCCAUCCCAGCCAGUCCCAGUCUAUCCCAGUCCAUCCCAGUCCAUCCCAGUCUGUCCCACUGUGUCCUAAUGUGUCCCAGUCUCUCCCAGUCCAUCCCAGCCAGUCCCAGUCUAUCCCAGUCCAUCCCAGUCUGUCCCAGUCUCCAGUCCCAGUCCAUCCCAGUCCAUCCCAGUCUGUCCCACUGUGUCCUAAUGUGUCCCAGUCUCUCCCAGUCCAUCCCAGCCAGUCCCAGUCUAUCCCAGUCCAUCCCAGUCUGUCCCAGUCUGUCCCACUGUGUCCUAAUGUGUCCCAGUCUCUCCCAGUCCAUCCCAGCCAGUCCCAGUCUAUCCCAGUCCAUCCCAGUCUAUCCCAGUCCAUCCCAGUCUGUCCCACUGUGUCCUAA